AUGGACGACGACCAGGAGGCAUACCUCCUUCUGCUCCUGUCCGACAGCAACCUCCCCACAGGCUCCUUCGUUGCGUCUGCAGGCCUCGAGUCCUAUAUAACACAUGGCCUGUUCUCCCCCUCGGCGCGCGGGCUCCAGGGCACGAUGGACGCGACAAUGGAUUUUCUGCGCGACAGCCUGCGGACAUACGCGCGGAGUGCUCUCCCCUUCGUAUCGGACGCUCACCGUGCCGUUGAAUCAAUGCUUGCCGCACCCUCGAACAGCGGGCAGGACGACGCGUCCAGCACCGCGGUAGCGCAAAUCAAGGCCCUGGACGACUUAUACGAGGCCAUGACGUUAAACCAUGUCGCCCGACGCGCAUCCAAGUCGCAAGGCGUGGCCUUGCUCACACUGUACUCCAAGGGCUUCUCUAGACCAGCAUUCAUGCAGGCCAGGACACCGGACGACUCAGACACGCUCCGCCAAACCCAGGCGGGACUCUUCAUCGAUAGAUUGAAGCUGGAGGUCAGACGUGAGCAUACCCAUGGACACCUUCCUACCUGCUGGGGGAUUCUUACUGCUGCCCUUGGGCUUUCUCUUGAACGAAGCCAGUUCCUUCAUCUCUUCCUCCAUGCCCGAAGUUUGCUGUCAGCAUCUGUCCGCCUCAAUACGCUGGGACCGUAUGCGGCUCAGCAAUUGCUUUUGCACGCCGUACGGCCAAUGGUGGAAAGAGAAGCGACUCGUUGCAGGGACCUCAGGACUGGCUAUGAUGUCUCAACCAUAUCACCUAGAUCCUCAAAUCAGGAGUUUGACGAAACUACACACGGUCCAGCAGUAACCUGGCCCUUAGGAGAGAUCCUCGCUGCACGACACGACCUGCAGCAUUCGCGCAUAUUCAACAGCUGA
Molecule: messenger RNA, 885 nt
Organism: Postia placenta MAD-698-R-SB12
Lineage: Eukaryota; Fungi; Basidiomycota; Agaricomycetes; Polyporales; Adustoporiaceae
Exons: 2
Coding region: 1-885 (294 amino acids)
Molecular function (GO): nickel cation binding
Source: RefSeq, a predicted model, not a curated record